This is a messenger RNA of Pan troglodytes (chimpanzee), 2138 nucleotides long. Its product is annotated as collagen alpha-1(I) chain-like. The transcript has a single exon. The record is from RefSeq and is a predicted model, not a curated record. Lineage: Eukaryota; Metazoa; Chordata; Mammalia; Primates; Hominidae. The coding region runs from base 125 to 946 and encodes 273 amino acids.
GUUCCUGCUGGCGGCCUGGAAGUUUUCCUCAGGCCACAACUUUUGCAGAGUGGACCUGGGAAAAACACCCGCGCCGCGCACACCCUCAAAGCUGAGCUUGGCAGGACACCCAAGGCGACCCGUCAUGCCCAUCCGAGGGGAAGAAGCUGUGCUGUCCCGCCCCCUUCUCCCCAGGCCACCCUGGACGCCCAGGAGGCCCGGGCUGGGCUGUGGGGGGCCGAAAGCCCCAGCGCUGCUGGUGAUUUCUCGCCCGGAGCCCCGCCAAGCCAGCGCGCCCUCUCGCAAGCCUGGCAGACCAGGAACUACUGGAAAAAAGGCGCGGUCGAGGAAGCCUGGUUGUUGUGGUCCCACAAACCACAAAUCAUACGAGAGAGGAUCCCGAAGGCGGGAGAAAAGUCAGUACAGACUUGUUCCUGCCACCUUUGGAAAGAAAAAGUUCCUCACCAGGCGCGGGGCGUGCUUUGCUCUGGGCAGGGUCGCGCUUGCAGGGGCUUGGGUGACCCCCAUCCCUCCCUGGCGGCUCACCUCCUGCCGAGGAGGGCCACCUGCCUCCUCCUGGCCCAGGGCGCAGGGCGCGUCCUGCCCCGGCACUGCGGACCCCGGGAUCGCCUCUCCCAGGCGCGCGGGCGGGGAAGGAGGAAGAGGCGGGCGGGGAACCGCGGGGUGCUCACCGCCCUGGGGCAUUAGGGGCGCGGAACCGCGUUGGAGGCCUCGCGGCCCCGGCUCGCGAGAGCGCACUGCGGAGUGGCCGCCGGAGCUCGGCCUACUCCUCUCCCCCACCCACCUCCCGUGGGACACAGUCUCCAUUCUCCAGGCCGCCGGCCGUGGGGGAGCCCCUAAUCAGUUCGCGCCCGGCCUCUCUGCCCGUCUUCCUCACGGGAACCGCACUGCGACCGGGACGGACGGGGUGACCUAUCUCCCGAUGCAGCGUCAGAGGUUAGCCUAACUACAACGGACUCGGAAUCUGGACUGUAUAAGGAUGCUCUCCGCACUUCCAUCAGGGGUCGGGGAUGCGAUGCCUCCGGGCCCACCUUCUCCCACGCCCAGGGCGCGCCUGCGGAAUGAGAAUAUCGUACUCAAGACGGGUGGGCUGCUUGCGACCCAAAUACAGUGGGUCCCUCGCACAUCCUGCACUCGCACGCCCCCUUCUCCCCCAACGAGUUGUCCCCUGUAAAACGCGAGCGGCGACCACACAACUUGGCCGACCCGAUCUGGCUUCUGAAGAUGAGGUCGGCUGCUCCGGGAGCGGAGAAGGGGAGAGAGCUUAGUGGUUUCAUCCGAGGCCUGGCCAACCUGCUCCUUCCCACGCUCCCGUCCAGGAUUUGAGUCUUGGAGAAGCGUGAGACUCGAGGGAGCUCUUUCCUGGGUGCAAGUCGGAGGCCAGGGAGCCCCUUGGCACACACUCGCGCCUGCACAUGCUCGCACCCUCGAAGCGAUCUGGUUCCUUAGCGCUGGUUUCCUUUCCAGCUUCUUUGAGAUCUUCGAAGUCCCCUUUCCCAGGGAGGCGGGCAGGACCGGGCUAAGCAGGAUGGAAGGCAGCCCUUUUUAUUGAAUCUGAUAGCUACUUUCCCAAAAAGGCCAGAAAAGCCAUUUCACAUCUCCAUAGUUAUGGGAAUUAGCUUUUUCUCCAAGAUGCCCCGAUUAGCCAGUUAAACCAUCAGUGGGCCAACAGGGUCAAAGUUAGUGGCUUGGUGGUUGAAAGCUCGGAGUCCGAACUCUCUGAAGACAUUUUCCCCGCCUUGCCACUUUCUAGUUGGUGACCUUGGCAAGCAAGAUACUCAGCCGCUGUGUACCUCAGUUUUGCGGUUUGUAAAAUGGGAGUUACAAUAGUGCACCCCUUGUAGAGUGGCUAUAGGUUUAAGAGUUAAUAUACGCAAGGUCUUUAGGACUGUGCUGAGCGUACAGAAGGCCCUCUCUUGAGUGGUCGCAGUUGGCUGCUCUCGGCCUCAUCUCCGUUUGUGAAAACCCGCCCAGAUUCCGGUCCUCCCAGGCCCCAGCGGAAGUUUGGAGAGAGGCUUUGCUGAAUAGCUGUUUAGUCUCCCCCAACCCCCUUGGCCCUCGGAGCUCCUGGAAAAAGUUCUUAAUGAAGUAAUGUUGAGAGCGUCCAUUAAAAAUGCAAUGCUGGGAGAUCAAAGUAC